AUGCUUUUUCUGGUGGUUUGCUGCUUGGAGAUCAGUGACCUGAUCUUUGCCGUGGAUUCUGUCAGCGCCAUCGUGGCGCAAGUCAAUGAUCUCUUCUUGGCGUACUCCUCAGCUGUUUUUGCAAUGCUCGGACUCCGCGCCACCUUCUUUAUCAUUGAUGUCCUUGUGCACAUGUUCGAGCUUCUGAAAUAUGGGGUCUCUGCGGUUCUGGUUUUCAUUGGGGUGAAGCUUAUCCUGGCACACCACUACACCAUUGAGCCACACACCGUGGUCUGUGUCCUCAUCGGCUGCAUUGGCGCCUCUAUGCUUGCCUCCGUGAUGAAGGUUGAAAUGGAGAAGAAAAUGCAAGGGCAAGCACCAGAGGAUGUUGCCAAGAGGAUUGAACAGGUGAAGGAGAGGACGACACCCCUCACUUCACCUUUCGUGCCGGUUGCACUUCCAGCAGCGCAGUGA
This is a messenger RNA of Effrenium voratum, 453 nucleotides long. The record is from the annotation of a GenBank genome assembly. NCBI's taxonomy places the organism in Eukaryota, Dinophyceae, Suessiales, Symbiodiniaceae.